Messenger RNA from Linepithema humile (Argentine ant), 696 nucleotides. Its product is annotated as zinc finger matrin-type protein 5. The record is from RefSeq and is a predicted model, not a curated record. Gene Ontology annotation, molecular function: zinc ion binding; nucleic acid binding. NCBI's taxonomy places the organism in Eukaryota, Metazoa, Arthropoda, Insecta, Hymenoptera, Formicidae. Gene Ontology annotation, cellular component: U12-type spliceosomal complex; nucleus.
ACUCCACAGUUCUCUCUUGCCUGUUCAUUGUAUUGUUUACACCAGCUGCGUUUGUCACGAUGAUUUGUUCCUAACCUUGUUCAGUGUGUUCAUUCGACUAUUGCAGCACAGCACAAUUUAUUAAUGGCAUUCUCACUACGCUAGUCAAGUACGUCAAUGGGCAAGAUAUAUUAUUGCGACUAUUGCGACAGAUCUUUUAAGGACGAUGUCGAGGCUCGUAAAAAACAUCUGUCCAGCCUGCAGCACGCGAAAAAUCGAACGGAUCACUAUAAUAUGUUCAAGGACCCAGAGACGAUAUUAAAAGAAGAAUGUAGUAAAAUUCCUUGUAAACGCUAUAUGACCGUCGGAGAUUGCGCUUUCGGCACGAGCUGUCGAUUUUCACAUUACACGCCGCCAAUGAUAUGGGAACUUCAACGACUCGCUGCAAUGAAAAACUUUAAGAAUUCGACAAAUCAGCCCAAGGAUGGCUGGCCAAAUCCAGAAGACAUUGUCAAGGAGUAUUUCGAGAAUGUGACAGAUUUGAGCGGCACCGAGGAUCGUAAUUCAGCGUGGAACAUGCCAUCGAGAUUGGUCAAUUAUUCUUAUCUACCACCGUCCUUGCAACCUGUUACUUCAGAAAGCAUGGCAGACUGUAAUUUUAACAAAUGGGGCUGAACUUUAUUUACUUAAAAAAUAAAACGAAAAAAUAAUUUACAA